CACAAAUCAGCUGAUAUUGCCGACAUCGCUGAGUGAUAGAUUUUUUCAUAUUGUUUUGAUAUUUUGUGAAGUUCAAGAAAUAAUAUAGCAAAAUGCCUUUUAUGAAAGGACCUGCACCUGUAAGACGCACAAUUAAAUAUUUGAAUAGUGGACAGCUAAUAUUAAAGGAUAAAAUAAAAAUAUUUAGUGUUAAUUACAAUACUUUCGGCAAACACCAUGAAGGUGCCAAAGAAUUUGUUUUCUGGAAUAUACCGCAAGUGCAAUACAGGAAUCCCAAUGUGCAAGUGCUAACCUUAAAAAAUAUGACUCCGUCGCCUUUCGUGCGUUGCUACUACGAAGACGGCCGUGAUUUGCUUGUGGACAUCGACAGCAGAAGUCGUCAUGAAAUCUUAGAACACCUUAUAAAAGUGCUAGGCAAAACAAAAGCUCAACUGGACGCUGAAGCGCGCUUGGCAGAACGUAAAGAUAAUCCUGCGAAUUUCGGCUAUGGCUGCGAUAGACAUUGCAUAUGUGAAAUUCCUGGCCAAUUGCCAUGCCCUGGUACCGUGCCACUACCGAAUCAUAUGCGCGGCAAAAUCACACACCCUAGAUUCUAAGUUCUUUACAAAUAAACAAACAAAUGUUUUAAUUGUAAAUUACAAUUUUUUAUUUAAAAUAAAAUUAUAUUUGUUAAAUAAGAGCAUUCUCUGAACACAAAUUGGACAAAA
Molecule: messenger RNA, 707 nt
Organism: Teleopsis dalmanni
Lineage: Eukaryota; Metazoa; Arthropoda; Insecta; Diptera; Diopsidae
Gene: mRpS25
Product: probable 28S ribosomal protein S25, mitochondrial
Exons: 3
Coding region: 93-596 (167 amino acids)
Cellular component (GO): mitochondrion
Molecular function (GO): structural constituent of ribosome
Source: RefSeq, a predicted model, not a curated record